GAUUGACCAAAAGAUACAGUUUCCUCUCUACACCGUCCACUUUCAUUGUACAGAAAACAGCCGCGUCAUCAUUUCAAUAAAAACUAACUGAGAAAAGAGAAAAUAAACCACCUUCAGUGUAGAUAGUGACAAAAAUGCCAACUAUUCCUUUAAAACUGUUCUUGAGUAGUAUAUAAUCUUCGUUCUCAGAAAGUGAAACGACAAUUCAGCGGGAAGUGUGUAAAGUUUGGACCGCACUGAGGCGUCGUGGUUAAUAACCUACAAAACUUGUGACUAUGAGUGAGCAGUCGGGGAAAUAGAAGUAUACCAUUUCGUUCAAGCGAGCAUAAUGAGCGAAAAGGGUUGCUGUGAUUCAGUAGGCGAGUGUUUUUUUGACUACCACACGUCAAAAAUAUUGGUAAUAAGAAGUAAGAAAGUGGGAACGCUGAAUCGGUUCACUCAAGCUUUAGUCAUAGCCUACGUGAUCGGGUAUGUGUGUGUUCUUAAGAAAGGCUACCAGGACACGGACACCGUCCUCAGCUCUGUCAGCACCAAAGUAAAAGGCAUUGCACUGACAAACACCAGUGAGCUGGGUGAAAGGAUCUGGGAUGUGGCUGACUACAUCAUCCCACCUCAGGAGGAUGGAUCAUUCUUUGUGCUGACCAAUAUGAUCAUCACACCAAAUCAAACACAGUCAAAAUGUGCUGAGAAUCCGACCCCAGCAUCCAUAUGCACUUCUCACAGGGACUGCAAAAGAGGCUUCAAUGAUGCUCGUGGAGAUGGUGUUCGAACAGGCAGAUGUGUCGAUUACAAUGACACAGUGAAGAGUUGUGAAGUGCUGUCCUGGUGUCCUUUAGAGAAGAUUGUUGAACCCCCAAAUCCACCACUUCUGGCAGAUGCUGAAAACUUCACAGUACUCAUAAAAAAUAGCAUUCGUUAUCCCAAAUUCAAUUUCAACAAAAGGAAUAUCCUACCAAAUGUAAAUAGCUCCUACUUGACACAGUGUGUGUUCAGCCGUAAGACAGACCCUGACUGCCCUAUCUUCAGACUCAAAGACAUCGUUGAAGAGGCUAAUGAGGAUUUUCAGACCAUGGCAGUCCAUGGGGGAGUGAUGGGAGUGCAGAUCCUGUGGGAUUGUGACCUUGACAUGCCACAGAGCUGGUGUGUGCCUCGCUACACUUUCCGCAGGCUAGAUAACAAAGACCCUGAAAAUAACGUGGCCCCCGGAUACAACUUCAGAUUUGCUAAAUAUUACAAGGACAGCGAUGGCACAGAGACUAGGACACUUAUCAAGGGUUAUGGAAUUCGCUUUGACGUCUUGGUAUUUGGCCAGGCCGGAAAAUUUAAUAUCAUACCAACACUUCUGAACAUAGGUGCAGGCUUGGCACUUUUAGGCUUGGUGAAUGUUAUCUGUGAUUGGAUUGUCCUGACAUUUAUGACAAGAAAGCAACAUUACAAAGAGCAGAAGUAUACAUAUGUAGAUGACUAUGGACUUUUAUCCAAUGAAGAAACAUAGAAGAUCUUCAGGCUACCGAUUCAAAACUAAUUCUUUGUAAAUUUCAUCAUGAAGAGAUAUAUUUCUCAGGUUUACUAAAUGAAGGAUCAACGUUAUAGUGAAUAAAAAAAUAUAUUUGGAUGAAAUUAUCAGUGUGAUUGAUUUAUUCGCUAGCUUUGUGGGUUCUGUGGGCAAAAAAAAGACACAUAAAUGUCUCUGGAAAAAAAGAA
Messenger RNA from Carassius auratus (goldfish), 1704 nucleotides. RefSeq names its product purinergic receptor P2X, ligand-gated ion channel, 4a (gene p2rx4a). Bases 329 to 1495 code for a protein of 388 amino acids. Lineage: Eukaryota; Metazoa; Chordata; Actinopteri; Cypriniformes; Cyprinidae. The record is from RefSeq and is a predicted model, not a curated record. Gene Ontology annotation, biological process: calcium ion transmembrane transport; response to ATP. The transcript has 12 exons. Gene Ontology annotation, cellular component: plasma membrane. Gene Ontology annotation, molecular function: purinergic nucleotide receptor activity; ATP binding; extracellularly ATP-gated monoatomic cation channel activity.